AUGGACCUCCAACUAUCAUCUCUGGUAGCUCUUGUUGUAGUCACAUUUGCCUUUUCACUAUUUAUCCGCUCCCGAUUUUGGAAACCAAGAGCAGUCAGAAAAUCACCACCACUGGCUGGAGGUGCAUGGCCUAUAAUCGGCCACCUCCGCUUAUUUAAAAGUCCUGCAGAACCACUCCAUAUGGCAUUGGGUAAAUUGGCAGAUAAGUAUGGACCAAUUUUCACUAUAAAGUAUGGAGUUGAGAGAGCUGUGGUUGUGAGCAGCUCGGAAAUGGCGAAAGAGUGUUUAAAGACGCAUGACAAAGUCUUUUCUAGCCGUGUACAAUCGGUAGUCUCAGAAAUCCUUGGUUACAACUAUGCCUUCUUUGCAUUCAGCACCUACGGCCGCUACUUUCACGAAAUUAAAAAAAAGGUCAUGCACGAGCUCUUCUCCAACCAUCGCAUCGAGAUGCUCAAACACGUUAGAGAAUCCGAAGUGAGCACAUCGAUCAGAGAAAUAUACGAGCAGUGGACGAAGAACAAGAAGAGUGGUGGUUCAAAUGAGGUGGUGGUGGAAAUGAAAGAAUGGUUUGGUGACAUAAGUGAGAAUGUGAUUUUUAGGAUGAUAUUAGGGCAAAGAUGUACUGAAGCUAAAAAUUACGCAAAGAACCCCUUGCCAGGAGAGUUGAUGGGGAGAAAGAUUUUCCAUGAUGUUCUUCAUAUGCUUGGGACUGUGGUGCUUUCAGAUGCGGUUCCUUUCUUGAGAUGGUUGGACUUGGGUGGCCAUCAGAUUCAGAAGGCAAUGAGGAAGAAAUUAAAGGAGGUAGAUCAACUGCUUCAAGUUUGGCUAGAUGAGCAUAAGCAGAAGAGGAAGAUUUCUGGUGGGGUGAAGGGUGAUGAUGACCGUGACUUCAUGGAUACCAUGAUUUCAUUUCUUGAUGAUGAUUUGAAAGUUACCAAGGAGUAUGAUGCCGAUACCAUCAACAAAGCUACCGCCCUGACUAUUCUCUUAGCAGGUGUAGAUGUAACUACAGGGACAUUGUCAUGGGCACUGUCUUUACUUCUGAACAACCCUGUAACCCUAAAAAGGGCCCAAGAAGAAUUAGACCAAGUUAUUGGAAGAGAGAGGCAAGUGAAGGAAUCUGACAUCGACAACUUGGUCUAUCUCCAAGCGGUUCUCAAAGAAACAAUGCGUUUAUACCCUCCAGGACCAGUUCCACUGGCCCAUGUGUCCACAGAAGAUUGCAUUUUAGGGGGCUACCAUAUCCCAGCAAAGACUCGUGUCUUCAUCAACAUUGGAAAGAUCCAACUAGAUCCAAAGACGUGGCCAGAGCCGAAUGAGUUUCGACCCGAACGAUUUCUUACAACACACAAGAACAUUGAUGUUAGAGGUCAGGAUUUUGAGUUGAUACCAUUUAGCAGUGGAAGAAGAAUGUGUGCAGGGUUAUCACUUGCUAUGAAAAUGAUGCCGUUGGCACUUGCUUCUUUGCUUCAUGGGUUUGAAAUUGCAACCCCUAGUGAUGAGCCGGUUGACAUGAGUGAGAAUAUGGAGUUGACUAACCAUAAAUCUUCCCUUCUUGAAGUCGUUGUCACGCCGCGCCUUCCUGCUCAAUUAUAUGAAUAG
Messenger RNA from Prunus persica (peach), 1602 nucleotides. Its product is annotated as cytochrome P450 82A3. Gene Ontology annotation, molecular function: monooxygenase activity; oxidoreductase activity, acting on paired donors, with incorporation or reduction of molecular oxygen; heme binding. The transcript has 2 exons. Gene Ontology annotation, biological process: defense response to other organism. NCBI's taxonomy places the organism in Eukaryota, Viridiplantae, Streptophyta, Magnoliopsida, Rosales, Rosaceae. The record is from RefSeq and is a predicted model, not a curated record. The coding region runs from base 1 to 1602 and encodes 533 amino acids.